AUGGCAACAUUCUUUUAUUUUAUUCUUCUACCAUUUUUUCUCUCCGCAGAUACUGGAAUUUUGGUAGCAUCAUUUGGAAUCAACUAUGGACAAGUAGCAAACAAUUUGCCACCACCAACCAAAGUCCUUGAGCUUCUCAGUACCUUAAAGAUCACAAAAACAAGAAUCUACGACACGAAUCCGGAGAUUCUCAAAGCUUUCGCGGAUUCGAAUGUGGAAAUCAUUGUGACCGUUGAGAAUCAAAUACUAAACCUGUUGAAUGAUCCACAACAAGCAGUUCAAUGGGUGAAUACCAAUAUCAAACCAUAUGUGCCUGAAACAAAGAUAACUGGAAUUCAAGUAGGAAAUGAAGUGUUCACCGAAAUCGACUCGAGCCUAAUUCAAUAUCUUGUUCCAGCAAUGAUCAACAUUCAUAAUGGUCUAGUUCAAUUAGGUUUAGACACAAACAUCCAUGUGUCAACACCUAGUUCAUUGGAAGUUCUUGAAGAAUCUUAUCCUCCUUCAGCUGGUAGUUUCAGAAGUGAAAUCUCAGGAGUCAUGUAUCAAUUAUUGAACUUUUUGUCUAAAACAAAAUCACCCUUUUGGAUCAAUGCUUAUCCUUAUUUUGCUUAUAAGAAUAACCCUAAUCAAAUAUCAUUAGAUUAUGUAUUGUUUAACCCUAAUCAAGGAAUGGUUGAUCCUAAUACAAAUUUACAUUAUGAUAACAUGCUUUAUGCUAUGGUAGAUGCAGUCACAUUUGCAAUAGGUAAAUUAGGGUUUAAUGGGAUAGAAGUUAGGGUUUCUGAGACAGGUUGGCCUUCUAAAGGUGAUUCUGAUGAAAUUGGUGCAUCAUUGAAAAAUGCUGAAAUUUAUAACAAGAAUUUGUUGACAAGACAAAUGGCAAAUGAAGGAACACCUUUGAGGCCUAGAAUGAGAUUGGAAUCAUAUUUGUUUGCAUUGUUUAAUGAAGAUCUCAAGAAUGGACCCACAUCGGAAAGAAACUAUGGAUUGUUUGAGCCUGAUGAAUCUAUGACAUACAAUGUUGGAUUGUCUUCUUUUGCUAAAUCAUCAAAUCCAUCUACUUCAAUUUCUCUUACCUCCUCUGCCACUAGAACAAAGGCAGCACAAAAGGAAAACCAAAGCAUGGUCAACUGGAUGUUUGUGUAUUUGCUGAUUUCAUCACUUUGUGCAUUUGUUUAA
Molecule: messenger RNA, 1179 nt
Organism: Vicia faba (fava bean)
Lineage: Eukaryota; Viridiplantae; Streptophyta; Magnoliopsida; Fabales; Fabaceae
Source: the annotation of a GenBank genome assembly